Pseudomyrmex gracilis is the source of this 834-nucleotide messenger RNA. RefSeq names its product skin secretory protein xP2-like. NCBI's taxonomy places the organism in Eukaryota, Metazoa, Arthropoda, Insecta, Hymenoptera, Formicidae. The coding region runs from base 1 to 834 and encodes 277 amino acids. The transcript is spliced from 5 exons. The record is from RefSeq and is a predicted model, not a curated record.
AUGUUGUAUAAAGCAUUAUCAUCGGGUCCGGGACAAAUGAUGUAUCUACAAACGGCGGAGGGCGAGCAAGUCGAAGCGGAACCGCCGCCACCAGAACCGACUCCGACGCCGGAACCAGCGCCAGCUCCAGCUCCGCCGGCUCCCGCACCUCCUCCGCCAACCGAACCUACCCCAGCCCCCGCACCGUCACCGAUAUCUCCACCUGCACCACCAACGACAGAAGGUGCUCCGGCAGUUCCUCCCGCGGAAGGAACUCCGUCGGCGGAAGGAGCAGCGCCUGCACCACCCGCUGAAGGCGCACCUGCAGCAGAAGGCAGCGCUGCACCACCCGCCGAAGGUGCCGCGCCACCAGCGGAAGGAACUGUCGCACCCUCAGCAGAAGGAGCCGCAGCACCCGCAGAAGGAGCCGCGCCUGCAGCACCCGCGGAAGGAACCGCGCCUCCAGCAGAAGGUGCCGCUCCUCCUGCUGAAGGAGCACCUCCGGCCGAAGGAGCACCUCCAGCCGAAGGAGCACCUCCCGCCGAGGCUGCGCCCGCAGCAGACGGAGCGCCCGCUGCACCCCCGACAGAAGGUGCACCGGCGGAAGGAGCAGCUCCUCCGACGGAAGCAGCAGCUCCUCCGACCGCUGAAGGAGGAGCCGCUCCGGCGGAAGCCGCACCGGCCGCACCCGCCGAAGGAGCACCACCUGCGGACGCGACACCCGCAGCUCCAACGGAAGCCGCACCUGCGCCUGCCGAAACUAAUCUAGUUUUGAUAUUACGAGUUACAAUCCGCAUCAGAGGCAAUCCCGCGCUAAAGAGCGCGAAAUACAUCAUGAACGGUACGUUAGAAUAA